This is a messenger RNA of Chara braunii, 3439 nucleotides long. Lineage: Eukaryota; Viridiplantae; Streptophyta; Charophyceae; Charales; Characeae. The record is from the annotation of a GenBank genome assembly.
GGAGGUCUUACAUCCGUAUCAACCAGCAACCAUUUUUAAAGAGGUGAGUCGUUCUUGCGGUAUUGUCUGUCUGUCGAGAAGUGUGCUGGAAAUCGUCGCCGUGGAAACGUGUUUACGUCCGUCCAUGGAUGUUUACGUCCGUCCAUGGAUGUUCUCAAGAGAAGUCAUUGAAAGCUUGUAUGAAGUGGGGUUGCCAUUGAAUCGGGGGGUUGCCAUGGAAAGAAGAAGCGCAGUGCUUGUCCGGCAGGCGGGCGGGAAGGGCUAUCGAUCCGAGUGCGCUGGGGAACAUAGGGAGGGGGUACCAAUCCGAGUGCCGUGGGGCGCAUGGUGAGCGUCGGCAGAUAGCAGUUGCGGAAGAUGGCAUAGGAAGGAAGGCAGUCGGAUAGGGUACGAGUUCGAGAUGCCUACGAGCGAGCGAGCGUGAGUGACAAUUAUGAAACCGGUUAGAUGGAUGAAGCACGCGGGGCUGUGUGGAGGGUGUGGGUUGUAAAUAAUAUAAAUCGUUGAGGGUAGUGCGAGAAGAGAGAGAAAAGGGCAACCGGUAGGGGAAAUGGGUGGAAAUUCAUUAUCGUCGUCUUCUUGCGUCAAACAUUAUGGUUAUUGUUUGUCAAGCCCAUCGUCAGGGAGAGGAUUGGUGCUGGAUGGAGCUCUCUCUGUGUGUGUGUGUGUGUGUGUGUGUGUGAGAGAGAGAGAGAGAGAGAGAGAGACGACAUACUGAACUCGCCCGCUUAUUUAAAAUGAUGGCAUAGUCGGGAGUCGUGAGAUGAUAGGUGUCUGAGAUAAUGGUUCUUAUUAUUGGGCGGCGUUGGAAGGGGCCUCGAAUUGAACGUCCGGGCUCAUUGAUGGGGCCUGCAAACGAUCGUCGGGGAGCUUCGUCAAGAGUCGUCCUCCAGGUCACAAAGGGUUUCCUGGGCGGGGUGAUCUGCUCCAUAAUCUCCCGGGGGGGAAUGGAAAAAGUAGACGUCUUUGCACUGUGAGGAGGGGGGUCUCACAAGCUGUCUUACACGUUUGGAAUGUGCUCUCUGCGAGUAGCAGAACGUCUCGGAGUGUAGCUGUGUACCUGUACUUUUACUAAGCAGCGAAGGUUUCCGGAGAAGGCUGGAAGCAACCCAAGUGUACGAAUACGAAAAUGAACACAAGGGACUCCAUUCCGUUAGAGUAGGGGCCGCCAACGCCAAAUCAAGGUUGGGCUGGCUGAUCACUGUGGUUGCUUACUUGUUUGUUUGUAGCUGCUGGAGCAUUGACUUGAUCGAUGCUGUGUUUGUAACUUAGUUUUCUCAAAGGAGGUCAUUUUUGAGAUAUGAUGCGAUAAAGGAAGGUCAUUUCCUUCCCUCUGUGUGUAUAGCAGAGGCAAAUGUGGAUUACGGGCAGAGAUACCAAAGCGAGAGGACCUUUUGACAGGUUUACGGGCAAGUCCCCCUGGCGACAGAAGAUGACACUGUGGGAGUAGUUCGUGUACACAAAGAGAGUUGGUUGGUAAUGUAAAUGCGGUACUCUGUGAGGGAAAUCGGAAAUAGCAGAACCUUUAUGGACUAUGAUUGUGUGAGGAACCCCAUCGAAAAUGGUUCUUUGGUGUUUACGACCGUUGAAAUGUACCAGCUGGAUUUUCUUGUAUUCUUGACGUUUGCUGCGUAGUUUGGUUCGAGCAUUGGGGCCUCUCUGUACUCUCCAUGCUGCGUUCCCAUACUAUGUGUUGUGCUAGUGAAGUUUAAGUACCCUGUGAGAACUGGAGUUUUUGAAAGGAGACUUUAUACCCACAGGAAAACGUGGAUUACCCAUGGAUCAUGCUGACAUACGAAGAUUCUACAAAGAGAGAGAGAGUAGUUGGAAUCCUGGAUUACUACUCUUUCGUGGACAAUCAAUCAUCAUCAUGGUCGAUAGUUCGCUUAAUGAAGGAAUCUUGUGCAUUGACCUCAGCGCUUAACGAUCGUAGAGAGCAGCAGCAAACAUUAGCAGCAGCAACAGCAUUCCCGAUGCCAUUUUACUCGUGGCGAUGGCGUGAGAGAGGAAUUCGGAGUUCGAGUGCCUGGAGAAGGACCAUGAAGAUCAUCCUCUGCGGCAGAUGCAGCGGAAGCAACGGCAGCACUGUAAGGGACAGAAGCACAUCAGACGUAGCAGCAGGAGCACCAGCCUGAGGAUCAGCAAUCGCUUGAGCAUCAGUCAUAGGAAUAGCGGCAGCCACUGGUACAGGAAGAGAAGGGGGUUAAGUUUUGUCCUUGUGGUAGAUAGCAGUGCUUGUUUGUUCGUUCGGCGCCCAAGAGGUAUGAAGUGCCCACACGAAGUUGUGGGUAUUUUGGCGGUCCUGGAUGAGGUGUGAAGUGCCCUCCUUUUUUAGGAUAGUAAAGAGGGAGGAGUAUUUUGGGAGCGAGGCAUGGGGAGGAGCAAGAGCACACAAUGGAUUGAAUGAAUUGGCCUUGUACUGGAAGGGGGCAAAGCACACUGUGAAGUAGAGAGGUAGGCGCAGAGUGAGUGGGGGAGAGAAUGGAGAAAGGAGGGAAGUAAAUCCCUGAGGGCAGAGGAAAGAAAUCAUGUUUGAAUGCCAUCUUUUUCAAGCGGGCUGUAUUGCCGGUGAAAUUCUUCAGUGCCUUUUGGCGAAGUCGAGAAAAUUCUCCCUUCCAGUGUUAUAUGAUCAACAUGUCCGAGCGGAGGGCGGGGGGAGGGAGAGGUAAGUGCUGGAGGUUGGGGGGCAAGACUUUGUAACUACGAGGUCCUUUCUGGGAGGAGGAGAUUGAACAGCCCAUGCUCACCACCAUGUCCGUCGCAGCGGAUAGAAAUUGCUUUUCUACAUCAUCUCAUGUAAUGUAAUGUACCCGACGAGGAAGCUUCUUCGUUUCUUUAACUCCGUGUGUAACGUAAUUGGUGAGAAAGGCUCCUCGGCCACCCUGUAUAUGCACUCUCUAACCCAUGGAGGUUUCAUGUUUCGGUAUUUUAUCUUUUUAGAAGUAGAAAAUGAGAAACGUUGACCGUCGAUCAUCAGACGGGCUUCUUGGACAUCAUUGUGUCUCUGUGUGUGUGUGUGUGUGUGUGUGUGUGUGUGUGUGUGUGUGUGUGUGUGUGNGAGAGAGAGAGAGAGAGAGAGAGAGAGAGAGAGAGAGAGAGAGAGAGAGAGAGAGAGAGAGAGAUGGGGUCUGGGAGGUUGGUGUUAUAUGAUUCCCUGUUUCCCUGGCUCUGGUGAAUUGCCGUCGAUAUUCAAAUUUCUGGCCAAGAAGGGGGGAAAUAAAGUAGGGGACGCGCUUGCCGGGUAAGCUGUAGUCCCAACCUGUUUGCCUUUUCGGACUUUUCCUCCUAACCGGAAGUAUUUCGAGGUCUUGUGUAUCAUCCUUACGGACUUGCUGCCCUUGUUUUGGCAGGUAGGGAAUGUUUCCUUCCUGAAGACCGAUCAGGGACCUUAGAGUGGAUUUUGUUGGAGAGAUUGGAAUAAUCCUGCAUUCAGGACAUC